Molecule: messenger RNA, 942 nt
Organism: Penicillium manginii
Lineage: Eukaryota; Fungi; Ascomycota; Eurotiomycetes; Eurotiales; Aspergillaceae
Product: Ribosomal protein S5 domain 2-type fold subgroup
Exons: 1
Coding region: 1-942 (313 amino acids)
Biological process (GO): terpenoid biosynthetic process
Molecular function (GO): ATP binding; 4-(cytidine 5'-diphospho)-2-C-methyl-D-erythritol kinase activity
Source: RefSeq, a predicted model, not a curated record
AUGGCCAUCACAUCCAAAUCUCAGAUUACCUUGCAAGUUCCUGCCAAGGUCAAUCCUCAGAUUCGCGUCGGUCCGCUUCGACAGGAUGGCUAUCAUGAUAUAACACUGGCUUACCAGGCUAUUUCGAUCUACGACAUUCUGACAAUUUCCCCGUCACCCAAUGGCCCUACCAUACGGGUCACCGGCAUGGAUAGCGAGCGAGUUCCAAGCAAUGGCCAAAACCUGGUGAUCAAAGCAGCCAACAUGGUUGCAGCUGAAGCCAGGAUCGAGCCAUUAGUACAUUUCGAGCUCAACAAAUCAAUUCCCUCGGAAGCAGGUCUUGGAGGCGGCAGUGCAGAUGCUGCAGCCGCUCUCGUAGGGUGCAACAUCCUAUGGAACUUGAACAUUAGCGCAAAAGACCUGAUGCAUAUUGGUGCGCAGCUUGGUGAAGAUGUGCCUUUCUUUGUCAAUGGCAUGAUGGCGUUAGGAAUGGGACAUAAACAGCCUCUGGUAGCUCUAGAGACGAUAGGAUAUACCUGGAAUUGGGUACUAGGUGUUCCCCAUCGCGGCCUGUCGACGAGGGCUGUUUUUGCCCAAUACGACGAAAUAUUGGCACAGUCAGACAAUCCAGAAGAAAAAUAUCUUUUGCGACGCAAAGAUUGCAUUGAAACUCCAUGGGGAACAACUGACCCUGAAAAGCUCUUAUCGGAGCUGGUCAACGACCUUGAACGGCCGUCUUCUGAGCUUCUCCCUGAUAUAACCAUUGCUCUACAAGCGGGUAAGACCGCGGGUGCUAUCCGGAGCCUAAUGAGUGGCUCUGGAUCAACUUGUGCCUUUUUGGCAAAGGAUCAGACCCAUGCGAAGUCUUUGAUGGUAGAGCUACAGAAGCUAGAUAUUUUUAGGGAUGUUAGAAUUGCCACUGGUCCAGUUGAAGGCGUCAAGGUCAUCGACUCUAGCCCAUAG